This is a messenger RNA of Phalaenopsis equestris, 2589 nucleotides long. RefSeq names its product ATP-dependent zinc metalloprotease FTSH, chloroplastic-like. The record is from RefSeq and is a predicted model, not a curated record. The transcript has 5 exons. Gene Ontology annotation, biological process: proteolysis. Lineage: Eukaryota; Viridiplantae; Streptophyta; Magnoliopsida; Asparagales; Orchidaceae. Gene Ontology annotation, cellular component: chloroplast thylakoid; membrane. Gene Ontology annotation, molecular function: metalloendopeptidase activity; ATP binding; ATP hydrolysis activity. Bases 222 to 2384 code for a protein of 720 amino acids.
AUUCUUUAAAUGCUAUUAAAAAUUUGAUUUUUUCAAUCUAAUAUCACUACCAGUGUUGCAGCUGACCACGUUGCUCUUUUGCUCCCCCACAAAAUCAAAAGCCGCUUCCUCCCUGUUCUCUACUCCCAACUCUUCUUCCUCUCUCCACUCACUCUGCCCACAACCGCAAGCAAAGCCAAACUCAAAGCUCGGCCUUUGACUGAACUCCACCCCAAGCAGCCAUGGCUUCCACAUCCUAUGUUCUUUUCUCCUCAUCCUAUUCCUCUUCCAUUUAUGGCGGCUCACUCCACCCCAGAUUCCCCUCCCUUCCUCUACCUCUCUCCCUCCUCCCCCGUCGUCAAAACCCCUCCUUUCGAUCCCAACUCCCUCCCCCUAAGAAACCCCUUACUUUCUCCUCCAAACCUCGCACCGCCACCGCCGCCACCGCCACUGCCACCCUCCUUCUUUCUGCCCUUGCACCCGUCGCCCUUGCUUCUGACGACCUCUCUCCACUCGUCCCUCUCCCUCCUUCCUUAUCCCCUCCCAUCCAGCUAGAAUCAACCGCAAACCCUAACCUUUCCACACCAAAUCCCUUCUCUCAAUCCCUCCUUACAGCCCCAAAACCUCAAUCCACUGAUCUCCCAGAAUCGUCCCAAUGGCGCUACAGUGAAUUCCUCAACGCCGUCAAGAAGGGCAAGGUCGAGCGUGUCCGCUUCAGCAAAGACGGUGGUGCUCUCCAGCUCACAGCCAUCGACGGUCGCCGCGCCACCGUAAUCGUUCCCAACGACCCUGACCUAAUCGACAUCCUGGCCAUGAACGGCGUGGAUAUCUCCGUCUCCGAAGGAGAGGGCGGCAAUGGCCUCUUCAACUUCAUCGGUAACCUCCUCUUCCCUUUCCUCGCCUUUGCUGGCCUCUUCCUCCUCUUCCGCCGCGCACAAGGUGGCCCCGGUGGCGGCCCGGGAGGGCUUGGUGGACCCAUGGACUUCGGUCGGUCUAAGUCGAAGUUUCAGGAGGUUCCUGAAACUGGAGUUACCUUCGCCGACGUUGCAGGCGCUGAUCAAGCCAAGCUCGAGCUUCAAGAAGUCGUCGAUUUUUUGAAGAAUCCUGAUAAAUACACGGCUCUUGGUGCUAAGAUUCCCAAAGGUUGCCUUUUGGUUGGGCCGCCGGGAACUGGGAAGACGCUGCUAGCUCGGGCGGUCGCCGGCGAGGCUGGUGUGCCCUUCUUUUCGUGUGCUGCUUCAGAGUUUGUUGAACUUUUUGUUGGAGUUGGAGCUUCAAGGGUGAGGGAUUUGUUUGAGAAGGCAAAGGCGAAAGCUCCCUGUAUUGUUUUUAUUGACGAGAUUGAUGCGGUUGGAAGGCAGAGAGGGGCUGGGCUUGGUGGUGGUAAUGAUGAGAGAGAACAGACCAUUAAUCAGCUCUUGACUGAGAUGGAUGGAUUUUCGGGGAAUAGUGGGGUCAUUGUUCUUGCUGCUACUAACAGGCCUGAUGUUCUUGAUGCUGCUUUGUUGAGGCCGGGAAGGUUUGAUCGGCAGGUUACUGUGGAUAGACCUGAUGUUGCUGGUAGAGUAAAGAUCUUGCAGGUGCACUCAAGAGGUAAAGCUCUCGCAAAAGAUGUGGACUUUGAGAAAAUUGCUAGAAGAACACCUGGUUUCACAGGAGCAGACUUGCAGAACCUAAUGAACGAAGCAGCCAUCCUUGCAGCCAGGCGUGAUCUCAAAGAAAUUAGCAAAGAUGAGAUAUCUGAUGCACUUGAAAGAAUAAUAGCUGGACCUGAGAAGAAGAAUGCCGUUGUUUCGGAUGAAAAGAAGAAACUUGUUGCAUAUCAUGAAGCCGGACAUGCACUUGUUGGUGCACUCAUGCCAGAGUAUGAUCCGGUCGCUAAGAUCUCCAUCAUUCCCAGAGGUCAAGCUGGCGGGCUUACUUUCUUCGCUCCAAGUGAAGAGAGGCUUGAGUCUGGACUUUACAGCAGGAGCUACCUGGAAAAUCAGAUGGCUGUUGCUCUUGGUGGAAGGGUAGCUGAGGAGGUGAUCUUUGGGCCAGAUAACGUUACCACGGGAGCAUCAAAUGAUUUCAUGCAGGUUUCACGUGUGGCGAGGCAGAUGGUGGAGAGAUUUGGAUUCAGCAAAAAGAUUGGUCAAGUAGCUAUUGGCGGUCCUGGCGGUAAUCCAUUCCUUGGUCAGCAGAUGUCAACCCAGAAGGACUAUUCCAUGGCGACAGCUGAUGUUGUCGACGCAGAGGUGAGGGAGCUGGUAGAGAAAUCUUAUUCGAGAGCAAAGCAAAUCAUCACAACCCAUAUUGAUAUUCUUCAUAAACUUGCACAACUUCUCAUCGAAAAGGAAACUGUGGAUGGAGAGGAGUUCAUGAGCCUGUUCAUUGAUGGCAAGGCUGAAUUGUAUGUUGCCUGAGUAUACUAAAUUCAAGAUGAAUCAUUUGUCUGCACCAAAUGAUUUUGUACAAGAAAAAGGACAGAUGUUUUGAAGUGUCAUGUUAUAGUUGAAGGGUUUUGUUAAUAGUUAAAAUAUUUCUUAUGGCUUCUUGAGAUCACUUGAGGUAUAAUGCAUUAUGUUGACAACUUUAAAUACCUGCACAUUAAAUAUAGUUUGAGCUGCA